AGAUGAUAUGAUGCUCAGAGGGACACCUUCAUCACAGUUGUUCCUCAGCUAGAGACACCUGCACAAUUGUUCCUGUUGCUCCAGAUGGCCAGCCAGCUGCCCGAGGACCCUGCCGAGGCUCAGGUCUCCGACGAGCUCGAGUGCAAGAUUUGUUACAACCGGUACAACCUGAAGCAGAGGAAACCCAAAGUGCUAGAGUGUUGUCACAGGGUCUGUGCCAAAUGCCUCUACAAGAUCAUAGACUUCGGGGACUCCCCGCAGGGUGUCAUUGUCUGCCCUUUCUGCAGGUUUGAGACAUGCCUGCCAGACGAUGAAGUUAGUAGCUUGCCCGAUGACAACAACAUCCUGGUAAACUUGACUUGUGGAGGCAAAGUGAAGAAGUGCCUGCCGGAGAACCCCACAGAGUUGCUGCUGACCCCCAAGAGGCUGGCGUCCCUCGUGAGCCCUUCCCACACAUCUUCCAACUGCCUGGUCAUAACCAUCAUGGAGGUGCAGCGAGAGAAUUCCACGUCUCUGAGCUCCACUCCUGUGGUGGAGUUUUAUAGGCCUGCAAGUUUCGACUCCGUCACCACCGUGCCCCACAGCUGGACUGUGUGGAACUGCACGUCCCUGCUGUUUCAGACCUCCAUCCGGGUGUUGGUGUGGCUGCUGGGCUUGCUGUACUUCAGCUCCCUGCCCUUGGGGAUCUACUUACUAGUGUCUAAGAAGGUCACCCUCGGGGUUGUCUUUGUCAGCCUCGUCCCUUCGAGCCUUGUCAUCCUCAUGGUGUAUGGUUUUUGCCAGUGUGUUUGUCAUGAAUUUCUGGACUGUAUGGCACUUCCUUCUUAA
This is a messenger RNA of Octodon degus (degu), 828 nucleotides long. RefSeq names its product ring finger protein 182 (gene Rnf182). Lineage: Eukaryota; Metazoa; Chordata; Mammalia; Rodentia; Octodontidae. The transcript has a single exon. Bases 85 to 828 code for a protein of 247 amino acids. The record is from RefSeq and is a predicted model, not a curated record.